This is a messenger RNA of Sphaerodactylus townsendi, 7067 nucleotides long. It is a transcript of the gene POMT2, whose product is annotated as protein O-mannosyltransferase 2. The transcript has 20 exons. The record is from RefSeq and is a predicted model, not a curated record. Gene Ontology annotation, molecular function: mannosyltransferase activity. Gene Ontology annotation, biological process: protein O-linked glycosylation. Gene Ontology annotation, cellular component: membrane. NCBI's taxonomy places the organism in Eukaryota, Metazoa, Chordata, Lepidosauria, Squamata, Sphaerodactylidae.
GGCGCCGGCAGGAGGCGCCGCCGGUCAGGGCGCGAAUGCCGCUGGCGGCGAACAACACCUGCCCGGCCGUGCUGGGCCUGCGGCAACGAAGGACCCUCAAACUGGCGAGUCCGCCCGCGCCGGCUUCCUCGCCGCUCCGGAGUCCCGGCUGGUUCUGGACCCCACUGGGCCUCGUCACUUUGCUAAGUUUUGUUACCCGCUUCUACCGCCUGCAGGAGCCGCCGCACGUCUGUUGGGAUGAAACACACUUUGGAAAGAUGGGAAGCUAUUACAUUAAUCGAACCUUUUUCUUUGAUGUCCAUCCACCUCUGGGGAAGAUGCUAAUAGGACUGGCUGGCUACCUGAGUGGUUACAAUGGGACAUUUCCUUUCCAGAAGCCAGGAGACAAAUAUGAAGAACACAACUAUAUAGGAAUGAGAGGGGUGAGAUUGUUAUCGGUCUUCUUAAGCAACUGUUCAAUAUGAUAUUGCUUGAUGGAGCAUUUAGAAAUUGUGUAAACCAUUUAGGAACAACAGCUUUAUACUUCCUUCUCUUUUUCAGAUACAGGGUGCAUUACACUUUCACAGUACAUUCUGCUUGAUCCCAUUCUGAUGUUCUUUCUCAUGGGAGCUGUAUUCAGUAUGGUCAAGUAUAAUUCCUGUGCAGCCAGGCCUUUUUCUGCCCCCUGGUGGUUCUGGCUGUGUUUGACUGGAAUAAACCUUGCGGGUGCAAUGGGGGUGAAAUUUGUCGGCCUUUUUGUGGUCCUCCUGGUCGGAUUGAAUACAAUAUAUGACCUUUGGGGGCUGCUAGGAGACCUCAGUCUCUCGCUGGUCGUUCUGGCGAAGCACUUCCUGGCUCGUGUCCUCUGCCUCAUUCUGCUGCCUCUUGCCCUCUACACAGCUCAGUUUGCCGUUCAUUUUGCAGUGUUAAACAGAAGUGGGCCUGGUGAUGGCUUUUUCAGCUCUGGAUUUCAGUCCCGGCUGAUUGGGAACAACCUUCAUAAUGUCUCUGUUCCGGAGUACCUAGCAUAUGGCUCUGUGGUAACAAUGAAGAACCUUCGAAUGGCAGGUGGAUACCUUCACUCACACUGGCACCUGUACCCCGAGGGAGUGGGAGCACGACAGCAGCAGGUCACUGCAUAUUUACACAAAGACUUGAAUAAUUUAUGGAUUAUAAAGAAAUACAACUUGAACACAGAUCAUUCAGACCCGUCUUUCCCUGUGGAGUUUGUGAAGCAUGGAGAUAUCGUCCGUUUGGAGCACAAAGAGACUUCCAGAAACUUACACAGUCACCAGCACGAGGCCCCGUUGACAAGAAAGCACCUUCAGGUCACUGGGUAUGGAAUUAACGGGACUGGAGAUUCCAAUGAUUUCUGGCGAGUUGAGGUGGUGGGAAGAAAGGCAGGGAAACAUAUCAAAGUCCUUCGUAGUCAAAUCCGAUUGAUUCAUCUGGCUACAGGCUGUCUCUUGGGUUCAACUGGAAAGACACUGCCGAAAUGGGGCUGGGAGCAGGUGGAAGUCACUUGCACACCCUACCAGAAGGAAUCUCCCAAUUCCCUUUGGAAUGUUGAAGACCACAUCAACCCUAGGUUGCGCAACAUCAGCCUGGAUGUUCUGAAGCCCUCCUUUCUAGAGAUUUUGGUGGAGUCUCACAUGGUUAUGAUCCGAGGAAACAGUGGCCUCAAACCAAAGGAAAAUGAAGUAACAUCCAAGCCCUGGCACUGGCCCAUCAAUUACCAGGGCCUGCGUUUUUCUGGAGUGAAUGAGACUGAUUAUAGGGUUUAUUUGCUAGGAAACCCGGUGAUCUGGUGGCUGAAUCUGGUCACUAUUGGCUUAUAUCUCAUAAUUGCAACAUUUGUAUCUGUGGCCAUCAAGAGAGGAGCUCACCUGACAGCUGAGCACAAAGAGCUUUCCCGAGUCCUCUUGCAUGGUGGAGGAUUGGUCAUGCUGGGAUGGCUUCUCCAUUAUUUUCCUUUCUUCAUGAUGGGCAGAGUACUAUAUUUUCAUCAUUACUUCCCUGCCAUGCUCUUCUCUUCCAUGCUGACAGGGAUUACAUGGGAUGUUUUCCUGAAGUUCUGUACUGUGACCUUGUCAACCAGUAUCCCGAUUUAUAAUGGUGGGAUAGUGUUGUUGAUUUUGCUCAUUAUGUACAGCUUCUACCUCUUCCAUCCGCUCUCUUACGGGAUAAUAGGACCUCUGGCUUCUGAUCCCAACAGCCCAAUGGCAGGACUUAGGUGGCUGGAAACAUGGGAGUUCUAGAGCCAGCCUGCAACAAAGGAGUAACAGAAGAAGAGAGCUGAAAAACCCUCUAACCGCUUCAUGAAAGCUGUGAAGAACCUGUUCCCCAGCAUCAUUUCUGUGCCGGGAGAAUAGAUUGUCCGCUUGAGGUCUGAAGAAAAGGAGGCAGCCAUAAGGAUUAAGCUCUGCCUGUAAUUUCUGCCAUGGGGUCUCGGAUUCUAAUUCCUUGAGCCAGCUGCUGCUUCAAAGUCUGAACAUUCAAGCAGUAGGCUUAGUCAGGCAGCUGUGACCUUCACCGCAGUCUCAUUUGUUUGCAAGUUAGAGGAUGCAUGCAUUUUUUGCAAGCACAUACCUGGGUGUUAUCUGUGUGUCUGGUCAGGUGUGAUUUAAAAGAGCAUAGGAAUGAUCAUGUGGACGUAGAAAGGAAAUUAUCUUCUAAGACUUGGAUGCAGUUCACAUCCAGUAUCUGCUGUGGAGAUCUUUUUAAAGGUGUGCAUGUGUAUUAUAUACACUUCACACACACUAUGUUUCUGAAAGAGCAUUGCUACUGCUUUGAUCUUCAGGAACUUGGAAGUUUGAAGCCUUCCAAGAUUCUGUGCCUUGCCAGGCCCUCAGACCAAAAGGCAACGACUGCUGUGUAUCUUUGCCUAAUGCCUUUGCUCUGAGCACAAUUAACCACUCACAGUAACCUUGUAGCUAUCUACAAGAUCUCAUACAGGAAUGACACUGUUUUGUUUGAGAACUGUCUGAGCAGAGAAAUCUGUUUAAUUUCUGUUGUAUGUUUCGUACCCUAAAUUCCUCUGAUGGAGAGAAGUGGCACCUUUUUGGAGAGGCAAAAGUGAAUAUAUGAUAGGCUAGAGCUGAUGCAGAGGGCUGCCAUUCGUCCUUUUAGUCUCAUUGCUCACUAAUUCUCCUGCCUGAGGGUAUCUUGUAAUGAACGCAGAGUAUGCAAAACAUGUUGUUGAUGCUGAUGUAUCGGUUCAUUGUUUAUUUUAGAUGUGUAUUUACUUCUGAGAAGAAAACUGUCCUCUUUGCUGUGAUAUACCAUCUAGCCAAAAUAUCUGUAACUGGAGGACAAGAUGAAAGUACUUGACCCGGCUCAUCAAAAGGACUUUUUAAGACUCCGCUACCAAGAACAAGUAGAAUAGAAGCCCUGGGGGGAAAUGGGCUCAGAAUCCGAGUGAGGUAUGCCGAUUCCUCUUGCAGAAUGUUCCGACAUCACAGCUCUCCAAAGCAAAUUUAAUUCCCACUCCAAUCACAGCUUUACGUAUCAAGGAAACUGAGGGAUAGAGGCAAAAAACAAAAGUAUAGUAAUGACGGGAUACCCCUGGAAGACAAAAGAAUAUGACAAGGCUACUACAACUGUGAUCUGUAUCAAAUAGUGCAAAAGGUGCUGAAGUCAUUUAAUAAAUAUCAACUAGUGUAUCAGUACUUGAGUGAUUGGGUUUUUGUAUUCAUGUGGCAUAUUUAAUAUACUAGUUGAUGUUUAUUAAAUGACCACAGCACCUUUUGCACUAUUUGAUACAGAUCACAGUUGUAGUAGCCUUGGUAUAGUUUGUAUUCUUUUGUCUUCAAGGAAACUGAGGCCAUCAAUUCCAGGAAUUUCAUUUCAGCACCAAAUUGAAGCCUGCUGCUUCCCAUCCCCCCUCUGGCAUCAUGAAAAGGGCUAUUGCUGUUGGCAUGGAGACUGUAUGCCAACAUUUCCAGGAGAGGCUAGCUUGGCUGUGAGGUACCUUCAGUGUCUGAGCUCAGGCUGCCAGAGACAUUAAGAAGAGAAACGCAAGACUUGUUUUUAGUUAUCUGGCCAGAUCAGUGUUAAGAACGUCACAUCCACCUCUCUAGUUAGCAGCAGUGGGCUUAGGUGUUCAAUCCCCUAUAUAGUGCAACUAUUCAGGGGUCCCAGCUUUUGAUUGUAAUUUCCCCCAGUUUCUUCACUGAUGGUUUUAAUGGUCUUUCUGUUAGUAGCUUUGUGGCAGAAAUAGUCUGCUGCUUUAACUGACUUAUAACUUCAGAGAUCUCCCAUAGGUUACUUUUUGGGGUGGGAAACCAAGGCAGUUUUUUUCUUUUAAAUUCAAAAUGUACAGAAUUUCUGUACAUUUCCUCUCCAGUAACCUAAUAGAUGCCUAAUUGGUGCAGUCUAGCCUUUAGUUCUGAAGAAAACCCAUCCUCUACACCACAAGAGCUGUCCCUUAGGUAAACAGUUACUGCUGUCAACUGCAACUAUUUCUGCAGUUCGUCCAGGAAGGGCUGCUUUAUCUCUCUGGAAAGUUAUCUCAGACUGUGACAAAUACAGAAUCUGAUUUUUUUUUGUUUUAAUCAGGAGGCUUCAGACUUGCUAUUCCUGUUUGCUUUCACUUGUAGAACUCUGCUGAGCUUUUGGCCUCUAAGAGGACUGUUUUGGCUUCUUGUCCACCUAAACAGGUUCUAGUAAAAACCACUGGAGGGCCCCCUUAAUCCUUCCAAAACCUUUCCAGCAUCACAUCAAUUGAUUAGAUUCACUAAGAAAGAGCUAUAGUCCACUUAAAAAAUUUUUUGGUUUAACAUGUGUUUGCUGGAGAGUGGUUGAGGUUUAGCUGGGCAGGAGGCAUCCCCAUGUCUUCCUCCUAGCAUAGGGAUGCUAAUGAAUGUUGGUGCUUGUAACACACUAGUUCCUUUCCAUGCCUCUGAUCUUGGUUUAUUUAAUUUAGAAAUCUUGGUGAGGCACUUGUAUUGUGCCACAGAACUAAUGAACACCACUUAUCUAUACACUAAAGUCUUUUCUUGUUCUUUCAAAAUGUCCAGAAUAUUUGAGCCCUUUCUGGUAUAAUUCCAAGUAAAAAAUGUGGAUUUAGAGGAAAUAGAAAGGAAGGCCCAUUUUGCAUGCACGAUCUCCUUUGCAUUCAGACUUCAUUCUCUCUGUGGCAGAUUCCCCUGCAUGCACACUAUUUAGGCUUUUUUGCACUCUGAUCAUCAAAGCCCCAUGGUUUUCCAAACCUCUUCAAAGCAUGAUGUUAAUUCUCCCUUCGCAGAAAAAAGUGAAGAACUCUGCUGUAUGUUCUGCCCUCCCCGGGUCUUCCUGGCUGUCCCUGCUCACAAAACAGGGAGAGAAUCAGAACUGCUAGGUGCUUUGCUGCUGAAGAAUUCCCAGAAAGCAAGGGGGGGGGGGUCCAGUUUGAAGCUUCUAGAAGGAAAUGAGUGAAUAAUGGGCCAAAGUGUUUUGAUUACAAAGGAUGUAAAAACAGUUUCUGUUUGUAGACAUAGUAUACAGAUCAAAUGGUUACUGUUCUUGACUGCACAAUCUUUAUGUAGAAAAUCAGCCUCAAUGGCUCUGCCGGUAUCAUUGAUUGGGUUUAAAAGGCAAUAAGUUGCUUGUUACAUUCUUUGCUGUCCCUGUCCCCUUUUCAAAUGACUGCACAUAGGAUCAUGAAUCUCACUUCCAAUGGCUACAUCAAUGUCAUAAGUGUCAAACUCGUGGCACUCCAGAUGUUAUGAACUACAGUUCCCAUCAUGCUGGCAGGGGAUGUUUGGAACUGUAGUCCAUAUCAUCUGGAGGGCCACGAGUUUGACACCUGUGAUCUAUGUGGUCUAGCCUUUGAAUCCUGGUGUCAUCUACUGUUCGAUCAAUAGCUGGAGGAGCAUAAAUGAAAUGGUUUUCCUGAGAAACUGAAAUAAUCAAGCAGACUUUUCUUCCUUGGUAGGGUAGGACUAACAAUAAUUAUUUUUUCUAGGAGGUGAGAAGGAAAAAUUAGCAAUAAAAGAUUGAUACAUUUCAUGGCUGUGCCCACUUUCUCGGUCUAAUUAAUACUGUAUCCUAAAAGAGUUGUACUGUGGUAAAAUAUUUCAAGUCCAGAGUGAAGCAGUGUAUGUUUCUUUCAGCCACCACUGCAGUUUUAUUUAUAAAGGGAUGGGUCUUAAGCUCUCUUUGCACUAAGUGGACUAUUUCCUUGAAGAAAAGAUUGAUCAUUUAGCAAGAAAAGAACCUGAGGAUCCAUCCCAUAAGAUUUGGGUACAUGGGUAUAGCUACAGAAAACGGCACCCAGAGCAAACACUGAAGUUGUGCCUCCCUUGCCACUGAGGUGCCCCUCUUGGAGGAGGCGAUGUUGGGCCGAUAGUGUCAGGGCAGGGGGUGGGUGGGUGGGUGCCAAGGGAAGACUGGCAGGGUUGCAGGAAGAGGAGGUGGUGGCAGGCUGUUCAACGCUCCUUCAGCUCUUUGCUCCAGUGGAGAGGGGGCAGUCGACUGAACACCCCCCCCCCCUGACCUUGGGUGGUGGUGCCUGAAACUCCCCUCCCCAGCUCCAUUUCAUGCCUAUAAGUGGGUUGACAGAGCUGAACUCCAAAACACCAAUAUGGUACAGCGCUUCCUCAACCGAACCCAUUAAGACUACAGGUCUGGGACAAACUGAACCAACGCAUCAAACAGGCAAGGUAGAAUCCUCUUUGACUUUGUACCUUUUAACAGGCAAGGAAUCCGUGAAGUGGAAAAUUGCUCUUUUGCAGAUACGGUCCUUUGCCUUUGUUCUGAGGUGAGGGCUAUACCACAUAACUUCUGGAUUUGUUGUUCAUCUCUGUUUCAAGAAGUGCUUUAAAGAAGUGAUUUGGGUUCUGCCUUAGGCACUAUAAUGUCUGUAGAUAGUAUGAUGAUUGUCUUUCUAGUGACCUUAGACAAACGUUUGUACUAAUGCUGCUAAUACUGGAGUGUGUGUAUGUAUGUGAGUGAGCAUGUGUAUUUUGUACAUGAUCACUGUCCGUAUUUUUAACGGCACAUGUUUCAUUGCUCUGCAGUGUAACUGGCAGUGCUUUUUGUAAAGGGACUAACUGAAAGCUGGAUAGAAUUUACAUUUUACUUUUGUAAUAAAUAGACUCUCUUUCAAA